Messenger RNA from Eucalyptus grandis, 1515 nucleotides. RefSeq names its product receptor-like protein 6. The transcript has a single exon. Bases 1 to 1515 code for a protein of 504 amino acids. The record is from RefSeq and is a predicted model, not a curated record. Lineage: Eukaryota; Viridiplantae; Streptophyta; Magnoliopsida; Myrtales; Myrtaceae. Gene Ontology annotation, molecular function: protein binding.
AUGAAAGCACCGGGCCUGAGAAGCCUAGCUCAAAAUCUGACCAGCCUGGAAGAACUUCUCCUUGGUGUCGUCAAUAUGUCGUCCCAAGUGCCCAACACUCUGGCGAAUCGGUCUUCACUGAGAAGGCUGGACAUGCUUUCGUGCAACCUGCACGGUGUAUUUCCGUCGGCCAUUUUUCUUUUACCGAAGCUGCAAUAUCUUAGUGUGUCUGGCAAUGUAUAUCUCACGGGCCGCUUGCCUAAGUUCAACUCGAGUAGUCCUCUUGAAGAGCUGCAACUGACAGCCACGAGCUUUUCUGGGGAGCUACCCACUUCAAUCGGAAUCCUUCCAUCCUUGAGCUAUCUCGACGUAAGUUAUUGCGAAUUCUCAGGAUCCAUCCUGGCUUCACUUGCUAAUCUUAGCAACCUCAAAGACCUGGAUGUCUCAGGGAACCCAUUCACUGCCCAGUCCAUUUCCUCUAUUUCUUGGGUUUGGACGAAGAAGAAGCUCGCAACUUUGGCACUCGGAGGGAUCAAUCUAUAUGGCGAGAUUCCACCCUCAAUCGGAAACUUGUCUCAGCUUGAAUUUUUAUUGUUGGAUUACAACCAAUUAAGCGGUGCCAUCCCAUCUCAGCUCAUGAACCUCACUCGACUGACUUCUUUAAACCUCGGAAGCAAUCGACUGUCGGGUUCUAUACCGUCCUGGCUUAUGAACAUGACUCGACUGUUUUCCCUUGACCUUGCCGUCAAUAAAUUCCACGGUGAGAUAACUUCAUCAAUCUCUCAACUUCAAAAUCUAGAGUACCUCCGCCUUUACGAAAACAACUUCAGCGGUACUAUUGAGCUAGACAACUUUCACAAGUUCAAACAUUUGGAAGUGCUGCAAGUAUCAUCUAUCAGGCUAUCAGGCUGCAUGAGUAGCGCGAAUCAUAUUAUUCCUCAGCUUAUUACCCUAGGAUUGGCUUCAUGCAAUUUGAGAGAGUUUCCGGCAUUCUUACAAAACCAAGAGGAUAUCGAGUGGUUGGACUUGUCCGAUAACAACAUUACGGGAGAAGUGCCCUUUUGGGUGUGGCACGGAAGAUUUAAAAGAAUGCAGUACCUGAAUCUCUACCAUAACUUCUUAACUGGCCUUGAUCGAUAUUAUCCGAUGCAUACUUUAGAUAUGUACACGAUAGACCUCUCUCAUAACACGUUGAAAGGACCACCCCCUGAAGCACCGUCAUCGACAAUGACCAAUAUAGUAUCUAACAACAACCUGACGAGAGCAUUGCCAGCAUGGAUAUGCAAUUUAAGUUCAGCAAUCACACUAGACUUGUCUUCUAACCAUUUGACCGGUGUGCUUCCCAUUUGUUUGGGCAAUAUCAGCAAAUCACUCGUGGUAUUGAACCUAAAAGGCAACAAUUUCCAUGGAAGCAUUCCAGAGCUCUCGAUGAGGGGGACACCAUUGAUGAUGAUUGAUUUGAGUGACAACCAGUUGCAAGGCAAAUUACUGAGAUCCUUGGCCAAUUGCAAAAAGCUCAAGUUCAUCAAUUUGUAA